UCAUCGCAGUUACAACUCUUGACUUUUCUGGACAGAAGUUUAGAUUUGAUGCACAACUAUGCAAUAUCUCAAUUUCCCCUCUAAUAUGAUCAUCUACUAAAAAUUAUCUAAGCGUUGUCAGAGGGACAAAGCAAUGCUCAAGAAUUCUAUUGCUCAAGAACACCCACAUCAGAAACAGCGCCUACAGAUUUUUAUUUAUUUCAAUUUGCUAACGAUUUUGCACUUGCCCAUCACAUAUUUGUCCCAUCUGCCGUGCAGUCUUGUACAUAAAAAGCCAGCACCGCAAGAAUGAGCGCCGAUCCGAGCAACCCACCCCCUGUCCAACCCAAGGCUGCUUAUCCCCCUCUCGAAGCAGUUUUCAGGUCAGUGGAUGAGUUGGUGAGAGUCAGCCUGAACAACGCUGGGGACGACAUUAUCCAAAAUAUCGUCCUGCCGGAAAUGCAAGCACCAGCGAUAGAAGCUUCCGUGGUGCCUGACGUGUGGCUGCCUGACAUCGAGGCCAUGCUGGAUGCCAACAUAGGAAUUAUCAUUGACGAAGUGUGGAAAGAACUUCCGCAAAUGGUGAGCGAUGCGAUUGACUCCGCAAUUGGCGACUCGGGUCGAACCGUCCUUCCACAACUGGCCAGAAACGAGUACACCUGCGCCUUGCCUUGCAACUGUGAACCGGGCUGUCCAGGCGUGUCCCCUGAUUGUCAAGACGAAGAAGAACAAGCCGACGAGUUUUACUGAGCUAAAGAUACACAUGUGAAAUAUGCUAAUUUCGUACAAUUAACAUCUCUGCGCAAUGGGACAUUCUAAAUUAUUACAGUAUUAAAAUUUUCACUCAUUA
Molecule: messenger RNA, 829 nt
Organism: Folsomia candida
Lineage: Eukaryota; Metazoa; Arthropoda; Collembola; Entomobryomorpha; Isotomidae
Exons: 3
Coding region: 289-729 (146 amino acids)
Source: RefSeq, a predicted model, not a curated record